Messenger RNA from Plasmodium knowlesi strain H, 888 nucleotides. RefSeq names its product ribosomal protein L27, mitochondrial, putative. The transcript has a single exon. Gene Ontology annotation, cellular component: mitochondrial large ribosomal subunit; ribosome. NCBI's taxonomy places the organism in Eukaryota, Apicomplexa, Aconoidasida, Haemosporida, Plasmodiidae. Gene Ontology annotation, molecular function: structural constituent of ribosome. The coding region runs from base 1 to 888 and encodes 295 amino acids. Gene Ontology annotation, biological process: translation. The record is from RefSeq and is a predicted model, not a curated record.
AUGAAUCCUCUACGCAGGUUCCAUUUUUUAACCCCUCCGUAUUGGAAGAAUGGGUUCUUCAUUUCCUGCGCACAAAAUGGGGGAUUCCCCAAAGGAACAAUAACUUCGCGUGGAUUUAAAAGUUCCCCAGUGACUAUCCCCCUUAGAGAAAGUCAGCCAAACACAAUGCACUUCUCACUACAAAAAAAAAAUAUAUGUACAAACAGCACCAAGUGUGUAAAUGUCCACCCGUAUCUGUUUCCUCCGCUGGGGAUGGUGCCUAAGAGGGUUCGCUAUGAUGUCCACAGAGGAGGGGAGCAACAUACAGACAUUACAAACUUGCUCCAUACAUUUAAGCGUUUUAAAAUGGUGAAGACGAGUUCCUACAGAAGGAAAAGUAGGAGCUCUCCUAAUGGACAAGGACAAAAAGCAAAAAUAGGAAUAAAACGGCUAAGUGCUGAAUACGUAAAAACAGGACAGCUUCUCGUGAAGCAAAGAAAAAUUAUUGCUUUCAAUUUAGAAAGAAAAACACGAAGACGCAAUUUUAAGUAUUACCCUGGGGAACAUGUUAAGGUUACGAAAAACACAAGUUUAGUAGCCCUCACAAAUGGCAGAGUGAAGUAUACAUUUCACACUACGCAGAAUGUGCUCAUCGUGAAUGUACUUCCAGAGGAGAUAGAUGAACUGAGGGAGGAAGAUUUAUAUAGAUACAGAACUGAACAUGUGAGAUCGCUAGAGGAAAAUAGAAGUCUUGUUUAUCUUCGAAUGAAACAUGUCGUGAGCUUUCCUCCAAGUAAAGAGACGCAGUUUAGAAAACCACCACUGCGUCCACAAUUUUUGGCAAGGUAUGAUAUAGAAGAUAAUCCUACCUUGAGGGAGGUGCCCGUGUUGUAUCACAAGCCGAAGUGA